Molecule: messenger RNA, 548 nt
Organism: Jaminaea rosea
Lineage: Eukaryota; Fungi; Basidiomycota; Exobasidiomycetes; Microstromatales
Exons: 3
Coding region: 293-523 (76 amino acids)
Source: RefSeq, a predicted model, not a curated record
UGAUGGCCGUCGUCACGCAUCUCAUUGCGACUUCGUGGGUCUCGGCGCCACAGUCGUCUCCCUCGUCACGAGAGACAGCACGCUGCUUUCAAGCCUCUGUCCGGAUCUGCCGCUGCGUGUGGCUGGUCGUGGCAAUCUGGUGCUACUGCUUCGGCUCGGCCUCCGCGAGCUCGGAUGAUUGGCUGAGAGCGGCUCGAGAUGAAAUCAGUCAGCGACGGCUCUUGCGCGUGCAAUCAAGUCUCACUGCCUCGUCGCCCUUCACUCUUCCCUUCUAUUCCCUCGCACCAUCACCAUGAUCUCGUUCGUCCUCGUAGCAGCAGCAAGCCAAGUCGUUGUUGUGAGGCCGCGAGGGCCCGGCGGCCUCCCUCAUCUGACUCUGGCGUCUGGCUCAGCAAGGUAUCGAGAGAGCGACUGUUCGUCUGUGCCCAUGGCGGGCUAUUCGUCAUCGUUCAUCUGCCCAGAUGGUGCCCGACGUGGGUGCCUCGCCGCCACCUCGUCGUAUUCCUGCGAGCUCGUCCAGUGAUUGAGGGGUUCGCACCCGUCUACUC